This is a messenger RNA of Eurytemora carolleeae, 2330 nucleotides long. Its product is annotated as myocyte-specific enhancer factor 2. The record is from RefSeq and is a predicted model, not a curated record. Bases 163 to 1167 code for a protein of 334 amino acids. NCBI's taxonomy places the organism in Eukaryota, Metazoa, Arthropoda, Copepoda, Calanoida, Temoridae. Gene Ontology annotation, biological process: cell differentiation; positive regulation of transcription by RNA polymerase II. The transcript is spliced from 6 exons. Gene Ontology annotation, molecular function: DNA-binding transcription factor activity, RNA polymerase II-specific; RNA polymerase II cis-regulatory region sequence-specific DNA binding; protein dimerization activity.
CAUUAUUAUUAUUAUUAUUGAUAAUUGAUAAUUAUAUAAAACCAGUUAUAAUAGUGAUUAUAGGAAAAAGAAAAAGUGUUGAAUUCUGAUUUAAAAAUUAAUAUUACUCAGAUUUGGGCGUCAACAAGACACUAAAUUGCGUACGCAUAGAAAAGCAUAAAAAUGGGACGAAAAAAAAUUUCUAUUCAACGGAUAACAGACGAGAGAAACAGACAAGUCACGUUCACAAAACGGAAAUUUGGACUCAUGAAGAAGGCCUAUGAGCUCAGUGUACUGUGUGAUUGUGAGAUAGCUGUAAUCAUCUUCAACUCCAGCAACAAACUCUUCCAGUACGCCAGCACAGACAUGGACAAGGUCCUUCUUAAGUACACAGAAUAUGAUCAGCCUCAUGAGUCUCAGACGAACAAGGAUAUAGUCGAGACGAUACACAGAAAGGGGAUGGGUGGUCCGGAUAGUCCGGAUGCGGACGACGGGUAUCAUAUUGGGGACGAAUCUCCCGCAAGGAAUGACAACCAAGAUGAGUACAACCUGAUGGUGAGGAACCAGAUGAAUCUGGGCAUCCUGCAGCAGCAGCAGCAGCAGCAGUUCACCGUCUCAGCCAUGACAAAUUCAGCUUACAGAGAUCUUUCCAAUCCUCAGAGUAUUCUCCCACAUUCAACAUCGCAAGGCUUGGGUAGGAUGCUAGAUGUGGGAUAUCAGCAACAUCAACAACAACAACACCAACAGCAACAGCAGGGAUCUCAAGGAAACUCCCCUCGGGAGAACUCCUCCCCCUCCUCCCUCCAACUCCCUCAAUCAAACUCUUCAAAAGAAAUCUCUCCAGUGGACUCCCCCCACUCCCACUCACCCCCCGGACACCCCCGUCACCCCUCCCUCCAACUACACCACCCCUCUCCCCUCAAAGAAAACGGGCAUCUGUACUCUCUGACCUCUAGUACUGUACCUGGGUUUCCCCCUCCUAUGCCCGUGAACCCUGGGUUACAGAACACGGAUCCCUUCAGUGCCCUGGGUCAGCUGGGCCAGGAUCUAAGGUUGACCCAUCCUCACAUAACACAAUGGUUACAGCAGUCCUCAGGUCCACAUUCACCUGUUAAAAAUGAACCAAUGUCACCGAGACAAGAUUCACAUUCUUCAGGGUCAGAUUAUACUCCUGUAGACUUCAGGUGAACAUUCUAAUAACCUCAUCCUCAACUACUGAACAUAUAAUUCUGAACUCAUCAUUCUGAGCUACCGAACAAAUAAUAUGAUUUAACACUUCAGAACAUAUGAUUCUGAACUUUUGUACAAUUGAUUCUGAACUUAUGAAUGUAUGAUUCUGAACUACUGAACAUAGGAUUCUAACCUUCUGAAAACAUGUGAAUCUGAUCUAUACUCAAAUUAUGAUUCAGAUCCUCUGAAUAUGUGGUUCUUCUAACAAAAAUGAUUCUGAAUUCUUAUUUUUUUUGGCGGAUUUUGUUUUGAAGCCUAUUUCAGUUGAAAUAAGUUCAGUUAAACUCUUGUUCAGUUAAAUCAUUUUCAGACAGACUUUGUUGAAAUGAAUUUAUUGUUCAGCAGAAAAAGUAUGAGUGUUAGCCCUGUAUAUUUAUACUGUAUGACUUUAUGUAAUUUAUGUAUUAGAAAUACUAUGUAUUUAUGUAACAAUCAUUAUAAAAAUUUGUGUAAACUUAAAAAAAAAACUUUGUGAAAAUUGAGAGUUUUUAAUUAAUAUAUUAUAUCCCAAAAAUGUUUUUGAAUUCCCAAAUUAGCUGGGUUUUUUUUUGUCAGAUAUAUGUGUUUGUAAUAAGUAGUGCACAGUUUACGUAAAACAUAAUAAUUUAUAGGGUAGUCAAUAAUAAGGAUAAGGAAAUAUUAACCUUGCAAAAAUCAUGUUUUUUGACUAACCUUAAAAAUCUAAAUAUUGGCUCGAUGUAACGUAAAACGGUAUUAUAUUUAAAAGCCAUGUUGUGGAUUUGCUUGUGGCCUAAACUGAGCUAGUUUAAUGUGCAAUGUCUUAUGAAAAUUAGAGAUAUCGAAAACUUAAAAAAAGUCUGAAAAAGCCUUAAAAGUGAAAAACAUUAUAAACAUUUUUUGUUAUAUAAAUUAGUUUUAAACUACGCCCCCCCCCCCGUCAGGGCUAAAGAGUCCUGAGAAGCCCCUGUACUGAACCCUCAAAUGUAUUUGAAUUGUUCUCAAAUGCCCCCGCGCCUAAACUCUCCUGCCUGAUAAGUUUCUAUCAAGCUAUCAAUGUCAAAUAUCUGCACCUUUUAGCUUCAACUAUUCAGUUGUAUUUAUCUUUCUAUCUAUCUAUCUAUCUAUCUAUCUAUCUAUCUAUCUAUCUAUCUUUCUAUCUU